AGGGCUUCAUUAGUGAAAGGGUUUUUGUUGGAAAGUGUAGACUUUCAGUUACAUACACAUUACCUACAUGUAUAUAUAUACACUUUACACAUAUAUCACACACAAAAAGUGACCCCAGCAAUCUAAUAUAUUCCUGUUCACACAUUGAAGGUUCUAAAAACAGCCAUCUAUUGAGACUGCACUACUGUCAAUGCCACGUUACACCUGUAUUUCUAUACCAGAUUCUAUUGACAAAUACUAAAUAGGGAUCACCAUUACUGUGGAGUGAAAGCAUUGUCAUCUUUUAAAUCCAACCAAACCUAUGUCUCCCUACACUUCUCACAUUUAACUUAUCUUCAUUUUACUCAGCCUUACAUUGUGCAUGCUAAUUGAACUGGAAUCUUCAGUGUAUUCUAUUUCAAACCCGAACAUUUAUCCUGGGACCAAGCUAACCUAGCAUGAUAAACCCACCAACGACAGUAACUCUUACUCUCGAUCUGCUCCAACGACAGCACUGUUGUCAACGUAAACAGUGUACCUAGCGACGGCCAGGACAAGCAUGAGUAGGCCCUGCUCCUACCAUACGACAGCGAUGUGAUUGGACAGGCUCAAGACAUAUCAGCACUGCUAGGAAAUUAAGAGGCUUGUGUUUAAUCUAAGACAGAUUGAUACCCCCUUUACCAUAAGCAUGCAACAGCAACAGCAAACUUCCACCAAUCCUGCAGCUAUACAGAAACCAUAUGUGGCCCCAACAAUGGGUCCCCGCAUUACAGCCCCACCUCCUGCCACUAUUGACGGGAAGUAUGCCGCAGAACAUCUAGGGGGCGCUCUCACCUUGGCUCUAGCCGAGAUCGCAACAUGUCGACCAAAUGACCCAAUAGAAUACUUGGCUAAUUGGCUCUACAAAUACAAGGCCAACUCUGACCACCAUAAACAGCAACUGGCAGAAGCCAAACAGUUGGGGGAAGAGGAGGCUGAGAUGAUAAAAGCGCAACAGAGGAAAGAAAAGAGACUGGAGGAACAAAGACAGAUGGAGGAAGAGGCAAGGGAAAAGGCGGAAAAAGAGGAAGAGGAACGGCGGAAGAGGGAGCAAGAAGAUUUACAGAGGAAAGCAAAGGAGGCUGCCCUAGCUCAGAGACCUAACCUGGAAACAUUGAAGGAGGAGGAAGGGGAGGAAGAUGCAGAACGAGGCAGGGAGAAAGACUUUACAGGACAGACCGAGCUACACAGACUGGCUUCAACGCCAGAUUCGACCCUGAUGUCAGUGCUUAACAUGGGAUACAGUUUAGCUGAGAGGAACGGGGAUAACCAGACCCCUCGGGAGCUAGCUGCAGAAAAAGGGCUCCAGCAUCAUGUUGACACUAUAGAUGAGUUUGUACAGAGUCUUGUCGAGAAUGAGAAGUUUGCAGAGUUAGAGAAGCUCUUAUUGGAUGGUUAUGACCAAUGGGAGGUUGUGUUACAAAGCGUCAAGGCCAAGGAGCAAUCAGAGGGCAUCACUAAGUUUAUUGACUCAGUUCCAGACUUUCAGGAGAAGAUGUUGGGGGUGCUGAGGGCGGCCCAGACUGGUGUAGUCAGUGAACUACAACAAGCAUUGGAGCAGCGACAAAUCGUAACGGCCAGAGACAAAUACGGACGCGGCCCCUUACACAUAGCUGUACUUGCCAACCAAUCAGAUGUCGUCCGGUACCUCGCCACGAACUUCCCAGAAACACUCAAAGCUAGAGAUAAUAUGUACCGUACACCUUUACACUACACCAUGGCUCUGUCAGAAGAUCUUGCCCAAAUCCUCACAGAAAACGGUUCCAACAUUAAAGUCAAAGAUGCAAAACUGAAAGUUGCUGCCUAUUACAAAGAGAAUCCCAGUGACAUUGAGACACUACAGAGUUGUCUCCCCCAGAUAGUAGAGGAAGGUCAAGGCCAAAUGGAAACAGGGCAGAGUGAACAAGAUCAAGGUCAACAGGAGAUGGAAUAGACUUUGAACAGAUAUUAACAUUGGAUAAUUAAUAGUUCACACUACAUACAGUGAUGACAUUGGAUGAAUCUUACAGUAUCUCUCAUGCACAUCUCUCAUUCACCCCUGAAGACCCAUUUGAACUCUUCCAAUUCAAAGGUUGGAAUAGUUCAUUAUGAAAUUUCAGGGGUGAAUGAGCUAAUGUGGAAGCAAAAUUGGACUUGAAAAAAUGUACAAUAAACCAUAUAAGGUAACAUGGCCUUUUAAGGAAAUAGGACAAAGAAAUUAAUAUCAAACUUUUAUCUUUGAUGAUAUAAAAGUUUUGAUGGUUCUCAUCUGUGUAGGUCACAGAUCUAACAGUUUUCAUGUCCCAUCCAGGCAAGUGUUUAUCAACAUUAAAGUUUCAAAAGGAAAAAGAACAUGAAUUCGAAGGACUACAUUAAUUCACAAUUUGUUGAUUGUUAAAUCAAAAUUGUUCAAUUAAAUCCCAUUUUUUGUUCAAAAUGUGUGUGAUAAGUGAUAAAAAAGUGGUUCUCUGGCUUUUACUACCACACUAGUGUCUUAGGAUGAUAAAGGGAAUGAAUACUGCUGUCAUAUAACCUCUACAUGUAACUUGUACUGUCACAGACACUUCAGCAAUUUUACUGUCUGUGCAUCUCAAAGUUAUAUAGUUCCAUUUGUAUCAAAUACAGAGGAAAUGAGAUACAAUGCCUGUUUCUGUGUACUUGUAAAAGUUCUACAGUCUCUGGACAGUGAAAUUCAUUGGUACAGAACAAAUUAAUUAUACAACUCACAGUAAAGAUGGCAGCAAGCUGAAACAUGUCAAUAUCGCAAUAAAAUGGACAUUGUGCAGUCAUCUUUAAUGUGAAUUAUUUAUAUAUAUUUUUACAAGUUUGAAAUGGAUAUCAUCUAUUUUUUGUUGAAAUAUUUAUUAAUGUUAAAUGAAUUGUCAAGUCAUUUUUACAAAACUUUAAAAUAUCUCUAUAUUAUAUCAUAUGCACAGAUCUACAGCAAUAAAAUAGAUGUUCAGCACCAAA
Messenger RNA from Mizuhopecten yessoensis (Yesso scallop), 2967 nucleotides. Its product is annotated as GRB10-interacting GYF protein 2-like. The transcript is spliced from 9 exons. The coding region runs from base 668 to 1951 and encodes 427 amino acids. Gene Ontology annotation, molecular function: protein binding. NCBI's taxonomy places the organism in Eukaryota, Metazoa, Mollusca, Bivalvia, Pectinida, Pectinidae. The record is from RefSeq and is a predicted model, not a curated record.